Messenger RNA from Lindgomyces ingoldianus, 2728 nucleotides. RefSeq lists its product as uncharacterized. Bases 109 to 2400 code for a protein of 763 amino acids. The transcript is spliced from 3 exons. NCBI's taxonomy places the organism in Eukaryota, Fungi, Ascomycota, Dothideomycetes, Pleosporales, Lindgomycetaceae. The record is from RefSeq and is a predicted model, not a curated record.
CUCUGCACCUGAGAAGCACCAAGCCUCAACUAAAUAAAAAAAAAAGAGCCCAGCGACUAUCCUUUUACCCUACUUUGAAGCGCAAGGCGCCUUGACGCCGUUAGAAGGAUGAAAAUAUCCAGUACAUGCCUUGUGCUGUUGACCGCCAGGGUUUACGGGGUAACUGCGACAGUAGUGCCAAAUACCGCUAGCGUUAACCCUAGCGGGGGUGGCCGUAUCUUGACCCCCCAAAACAAUUACAAUGGCUGGGUCAAUCCUGAAGACUUGGCUCCUAUGCCACAGUGCAUCGCACAACAGGAUCAAUCCACCUGGUUGAGUGCCAUGACGAAAUGUACCGGCAAACUAUGCACCUCGCACUUUGGAUUCAUCUGCACCCACCACCAAUGGUUGACUCAGCUCAGCUGUCUCAGCACCGGAUUCUCCUCUGAUGUUAUCAAAGGUUAUUUCCCGUACUGUGGUAGAUCAGUACUCGCCAAAGCGCAGUUGUAUCAGUGGAUUCGUAACGUUACCGGCCGAACGUGGCUUGUCGAUGUCGGCGACACGAACGGGCUGGAAAAUCUCUCCCCGGCCUCCCUGACUGAAGGAUAUGCGGCCGUCAGCGUGAUUCACAAGGCACCAACAUGCCUAACGAGCUCGAUUUCUGCUCUAUCGAUGGAGCGAUUUCAGCAUGUAAUGGCCUCUUGUAGCUUCACGAGCACUACCCAACAUACCGGAAACGCUGCUCGUCCUUGGGAAUAUAAUGAAUCCCUACUGUCCAUGACCGCUCUAGGUUUCGAAACUGUAGGUUACAAUCUCACCCGGCGUAGCAUCGGAUAUGGCGAAUACUUUGAUAAAGGAUGCUUCUGCAGCACCUUCACCAUGGAUCCGAAACAGGACCCCUGUUCAGGGCCGGAGCAGAUAGACUCCACGAGGGAGCGGCUAUGGAUGAAUGCCACUUGUGGGCCGAAAUCACUACCUAAAAACUGGACGGACAAACUCAAAACGACAGAAUUCGCGUAUAUCCCCACCGAAGACUGGCACUGGCCCAUGUGUGUCACAGAUAUGCCGAAGCAGGUGACCGAGCUUACCGACCAAUGUGCAACCGAUGCUUGUGAGCUCGACUCUAGCGGCUACUGCAAGGUGCUCAAGCGCUCAGUAGACAGGGAUUGCUUCUGCCGAAACAUUAGCUACGAUUCCUGUGGAGGUUCAUGCCAGAUUUUCGAGACCCGAAUAGACUUCGUAAAGUGGCUCCACGAUCUUUGUGGCAGUAUGCGGGACUGGCACGGUCUGCCAGAUAAUUGGCGCCAGUUAGCUGCACCUACCCCCCUCGACAUGAUUCCAUGGCGAUGGACUAUCAAACCAUCCAACGAGUCAAACACUCCCCCUAUCAUCCGUUUGGGAUCUAUCAAGGCAACAGAAAAAUGUCCCUCAAAUAGGUGGAAGCUCGGAACCUUUGCUCUAGUCAAUAUGGCUACUUUUCUUGCUGCAUUUCUUAGUCAGAGAACUGGAAUACGUCGAAUCGUACGCGGCUUUCUAUGGCAACCGCACCAAUGGUGUUGGUUUUCCAGAGGGAUUUUAAUUGCAGUUCUCCAACUGCUUGCAAACUGGUUCAAUGCGUUUCUUGUCCAGAAAACCCUUGGUUAUGAGGACGUUCCGGUUAUUCAGCUGAUGCUCCUCUGGUGCUCAAUGCCUCGGCUUGCUUGGCUAGCGACUUUGCUGAUUGGUUUACAACCCUUUGAAGCAAUAGAUUUCUCCACAGCCGCGUCUUCUUUCUUUGUAGAAAUGAUCCUCCAGGGUUUUUCAUCAUAUUACAUGAUUAUAACCGUCAAUUAUGGCCGAGAACACAACUUCUACCUUGGAGGGUUGGAAAGCGCAGAGAGAGGAAGAUCGGCAAAAAUCAUGUAUGCUGGAGCACUCCUGUGGCUUAUCACCAUUAGCGUGGCGUUCGUUCGGUUUUUGCAAGCUACACGCAAGAUGAAUAGGGUGACUGGAUCUGGAAGCUUUGAUUUGCUAAAGCGGCAGAGAAGCAAGCAGACAAUAUCUAACAUUGCGGAGAAGGUGAUGGCCCAGUUGAAUGAGCAUUUCUCAUGGUUAGGGGAGAAGAAUUGGGUACAUUAUUGGGAGGACAAGAGUAGGGAUUCAGAAGAAACAUUUUUGAUCAGUAGCGAGAGGGGAAAUUACACGGUGUAUGGGACUCUCCCUGUUCAAAGCCAAAAUAGCCGAGUUUCCCGGAAAGCAUUUGCGAAUCUAUAUGCGGUCACGACCAUAAGCAUGCCCCUUCUUUGGGUUGCGCAAUGGCUCUUUUGGGGUGGAUUUGUUGGUCUCAGUUCGGAAGAGUUCUGUCCCCCUAAGCUUGGGGUCCUCGCGGCUGUCUGGAUUGCCUUCUCAUUGGGAGGCGCUACGUUUGGAGCUACUUUAUAAAUGUACAUAAAUGUACAUAGCUCACAAGUGGCUAGAGCACCUUAUCAUACAGUAUGUCUAGUACUAUCUUAACCGCAUUCCUGCGUGUUUUAGUGAGGACAAAUCGAUGACUUUACCCUACGAUCAACCCGGCUCGUGUCUAGGAUGCAAACAGUGGCGAGUGCCUGCAGACCCUCAGUAUCAGCAAAGCACUCUUUUGUAUAUCAUUUACUGCUAAUGGUUUUUAUCGCCACACUCAAAUUGGCGCUCUCGUUAUUAAUGCGUCUAAUGCAUCAUUAGUUUCAAAUAUAAUGCAUAGUUUCACGGAAUCCUUAAAAUCCUAUAUAUC